Messenger RNA from Drosophila miranda, 1445 nucleotides. RefSeq lists its product as uncharacterized. The record is from RefSeq and is a predicted model, not a curated record. The transcript has a single exon. Lineage: Eukaryota; Metazoa; Arthropoda; Insecta; Diptera; Drosophilidae. Bases 22 to 819 code for a protein of 265 amino acids.
UGUGGAAAAAAUUCUUCGAGAAUGCGAAUAGAAUUCCUAAUAUUCUGGAUCAUUGCACUCAUCUUUUUGACAGCAGAAGCCACGGACUAUUCGCAUUUCCGGAGACGCAGCAAGCGGCUCAUGCCGUAUGAUGCUGGCGGAACGGAUAGCUCGAGAGGCGGCGGGGAUGGUUGCGAUGGCGACAGCCAGCAGAGGGACAACCAGCCAUGGGCGGAGCAGCAGCAGGCACCAAAGCCCCGCAAGCAGCUAAAAACCAACGCCAAGCAGCGGUCCUCGAGCAUAGCCGUGCAAGCAGCCAACGAGGCGAAGAAGGCCAACGACGACAUGGCCUCAGCCGUGAAGCUGUCCUCGAACAAGAUCAAGCAGGAGUACGCGGACAAGGCGAUGUCUGCAGCGAAGGCUGCAGAGGCAGUCUUGGCUGGCAAAAUCCAGCUCGUGGAGCAGCUCGAGGCGGAGGUGCGCGAGGCCGAACUUUUGGUACAGGAAGAGUCCCAGGCGCUGAUCACGGCGGAGGCCAACACCCAGCUGGCGAUGAAGCAGUACCAGCAGGCGCAGACCGAGCUGAAGAUGCUGGUGGCCACGCUCAAGGUGGCCAGGGAGAGCAAGGAGAGCGCCGACCAGAUGAACACGGUCUGGCAGCAGUCGCUGUCCGAGAAGACCGCCCUCCUGGACGCCGCCCACAACCGGGUGGGUGUCCUGCUCCGCCAACUGAGGGAUGCCCGCGCCGACUAUGGGGAGACCAAGAAGGAGGCCCACAAGGCCAUCUGUGCCGCCAAGGAGGCCAAGCAGCGCAUCGAACAGUCGGAAAGCGGCAGUUGACGCCGACGCGCCUGGAGGUGGGAGGACAAUCACGGUUGACACUCGUUUCUUCUUCUAACUUAUAUUUUCUAUUGAGAUUAAAGAACGUUCACGUUUUUUUGUUGUUGAAUUGUAAUCUGUAGUUUAUUAAACUUUUUUCUUUAGGGAAUAAAAAUAUAAAAUUCCUCGACAGCGUGCAAAAAGUGCGCGCGCGUCUUGAAUGGCUGCCAAAAAAAUGCUAUGGAACUUUUGCCUGUCCGACUGACUCCUUUUGAUCCAAUCCGAUCGAUCCAAUCGUCCGUCCAGUCCAUCCAUCCAUCCAUCCAUCCGUCCAUCCGCAACAAGCUUAAACAUACAUACAAUUUAUAUGCGCGACAAAUACCAGAGCGGACUAAAACUAUUAGAAUAUAGGGGAGGCUCCUCCCUCCAGGACUACAAUUUAAAAUAAUUUUAAUCGAACAAGCCACAAAUAAAACGGUACGGUACGGAUAAACAAUUUACACGGAUUCGGAUUUUACAUAUACAAAAAAUAUUAGCAUAAACAUACAUAUAAUGAAUAAAUAUACAAAUUAAAAUUACAAUUACAAAUGUUUGUGUCUGUCUGUAUAAUUUCAAGGGGGUGAUGCUUGGUUUCUAUAUACUACAUA